AUGACGGAGGCCUCGGCCGUGAUCGAGGCCCUCCAAGCCUCGGAGAACCGCCAGGAGCAGCUCCUCGUGCUCCAGCAGUCCUGGCGCUGCGCGGAAGCUGCGCCGAUGACGCUGCCCGAAGCCGAGGUGCUCCUCUCGAAGCUGGCAAAGCUCACGACGCUGCGCGAGCAGCACGAGCUGCUUCAACUCGCCGACGGCGAGAGACGCGCGGUCGCUGCGUUGGAAGUCGCCGUUGCUCCGGUCAUGAUGAUGCCUCCGGUGCUCCGAUCCCUCCUCAAGGCGAUCCAGCGACACUCGGGCACGUCGGGCUUCGACUGCGGGACGUGGGCGCCGGCGCUGGCGCACAGCUUCGACGAGCUCGAGCGCGGCUGCUUCAUCUCCGCCUCUCAGGCCGCUGAGCUCAUGGCGGCUGUGCUGGCGACGGACCCAAAGCCGCUCUCCGCGUACUGGCACGUCGUCUGCUCGCGCGUGGUGGACAAGUGGAACCUGAACGAGCGCGAGCACUCGCAGGUGUGCUGCUACUACGGCUGGGAUGCGCCCUACGCGCUGCGGAUCGUCGGCGACACGCCGCUGGACGACAAGAUCACGCUGCAGAACAAGGUCGCGGGCUCCGUCUGCCUCGACGACUGCGCCGACGGGUCGCCCCUCUUUACGUGCUCGAGCUGCAAGAACCGGCUCCACUCCCGCUGCUGCCACUCGUGGGUACUCGCCAAGGAGUGACGCCCCCGCCCG
Emiliania huxleyi CCMP1516 is the source of this 732-nucleotide messenger RNA. RefSeq lists its product as hypothetical. The transcript is spliced from 2 exons. Lineage: Eukaryota; Haptophyta; Isochrysidales; Noelaerhabdaceae. The record is from RefSeq and is a predicted model, not a curated record. The coding region runs from base 1 to 720 and encodes 239 amino acids.